CAACUACACUAAUCAAUCAGUCUCGUUCACAAAUUCUCUGAGAGAGAAAAAAUAUCGUGGCUGCUUCUCUUUGCCGGACUUGCAAAAACCUCUGAAUUUUGAAAACAAGCACCAGCAAAUGCAAAAUAUACAAACAGAGUAUAAACCACAAUUGUUAUUAUAAUCAUAUAUAGAAAGGAUACCAGUCAACUUGAGAAAAUUUAAUCAUGUUCAUAUCACCACGUAAAAAGUUUUAGACACUGUUGGAGAUAGAUAUAUAUAUAUAUUAAUAUUCCACUUUUGGUAGUUUUUAGGAAGAAGAAGCUUUCUAUUUCAGCCAAGUUUUUUGGUGGCUCUCUGUUCCGAGCUUGCAGGGGAUUUGGUGGGCUUGCUUGCUAUUGUUACUCUGCCUGGUGCUUUGAUUCAAUGGUCACUUCACCAGAAGUUAUAUAUAUCCAUUGAGUGAAGUGCAAAUGGAUGGUUUUGAGAGUUUGGUAGAUAAAAUGGCUGCAAAGGGUGUGGUGAGGAAUGAAAAACUUAAGCAACUGGAGGGUCCAAAUUUAUUGGAGUCACCAGUGUGCACAUUGGGAAUGGGAAGGAGCAAUUGGCCCGAGAGCUCGCCUAGCAAUUGCAGUGUUACAAUGGAGGGAAAGGAUUUGAGUCGAUGCGUAACUUCCUCAUCUGUAUUUGAGCCGCCCUGUAAGAGCUCUGGUUCCAUAAAUGGCACGGGGCUUGUGGUUGAGGAUAUGACGUUGAAACAUCAUAGGAAACCAAAUUCAGCUUUACUUAGUCCUAGUCAGGAAUGUUGGCAAGAUCCCGAUCCGGCAGCAAGUGGAUUUAGAAGUAAGAAUUUUCAUGGUGAUACUAUGUCACAGGACAACGAUCAGACACAGUUGAGAGUAAGAGGUCAGCUUUUAGAAAUGCCUUCUCGCAUACGAAGUCUGAAGCCUUUGUUAAGCAAUCACUCAGAGCAGGAACCAGACAAACUGUCUGCAUAUUUAGGGGUUGAGGACAGCAAGAUCAUGUCAAACAAUAUGCUAAGUAUCGCCAAAAAGCAACUGAAGACCCAAUCUACUAAUAGCCAUUCUCAAUUACUUGUAAAGGAAACCUUGAAGGGAAAGAGUGUCAGUAAAUUUCAAGAACCUUGCAGUGGCUUUGGUAGUUCAGCUACGGACCAGAAGGAAAAAAACCUGGGUUAUGGUUCUGAGGUAGCUUGUGAUGCACAGUUGAAAUCAAUUGUUAACAGUGAUCAGAUUUCUUCACAUGUGCUUGAUAGGUCUGGCCCAAAAUCUACCAGUAAUGGGAUUUGCUUGAGGGAGUGGCUUAAACCUGGGGGUCACAAAGUAGAUAUAGUUGAAAGCCUGCUCAUAUUUAGACAGAUUGUGGAGUUAGUGGAUUUUGCACACUCUCAAGGUGUCGUCUUGCAAGACUUACGACCAUCGCGCUUCAUUUUAUUUCCAUCGAAUAAGGUUAAAUACACAGGUUCAUCAGCCAUCCGAGAAUCAAAUAGUCUUAUGAACCGAGAUUUGAUUAUCAAAAGGCCAUCAGAGCAGGAUGCAUGUGCUGAACGUAUUUUACGUGGAAAACAGCUAAAACUGAGUGAGGGUAAUGAGGAAAAGUUUUGCAUAGCUGGUCCACAAAAUUCUGGCUAUGGUGAACUCCAGUUUCAAAUGAAUUCGAGCUACCAAAAAGCAUUGGUUGCCGUACAGCAAAGAUCCAUUUCAGUAAUUGUUCAGUUAGAAGAGAAGUGGUAUACCAGUCCAGAGGAGCUCAAUGAGAGAGCUUCCACACUUUCAUCAAAUGUCUAUUGCCUUGGGGUUCUUCUUUUCGAGUUGCUGUGCCGUUGUGAAUCAUGGGAGGUACAUUGCGCGGUGAUGUUGGAUUUGCACCAUCGAAUUCUGCCACCAGAGUUUCUUUCACAAAAUCCGCUGGAAGCUGGCUUUUGUUUUUGGCUUCUCCAUCCUGAACCUUUGGCUCGUCCAACAACAAGAGAAAUCCUGCAGUCUAAACUGAUAGGUGGAUACCAAGAAUCGGCUUGCUGUGAUGAUUUUCCAAAUUCUGCUGAUAAUGUUGAUGCUGAAUCAGAGCUAUUAAUUAGUUUUCUUAUCCCAUUAAAAGACAAGAAGCAAGGGUAUGCCUCUAAGUUGGUGGAAGUUAUAAGAUGCCUAGACGAAGAUAUAAACAAGUUCAGGAGGAGGCAUUUAUCAGGGGAAUUUCCUAGUGAAAGAGAACAGGAGUUCUGUCUUGAAGACCCUGUAAGUUCAGGUGUUUCUUCUCGAUUAAUUGCAGCAUCAAACAUGAAUGAGACGCUCUUGAUGACGAAUAUCAGUCAACUAGAGGAUGCUUACGCCUCCACAAGAUCCCAAAUGGGGAAAACAGCAACUGCUCCUGUAGCAUGCUCUGAUAAGGAGGUGUUAAACAAUCGAUACAGGUGGUGUCAUGCGCGAAAUUAUACUCUGGAUUCGAGCCUCAAUCAGAAAUCAGGUGAUCGGCUUGGAGCCUUUUUUGAUGGUGUUAGCAAGUUGGCUCGCCGUAGCAAGUUUGAAGUACGUGGGACAUUAAGAAAUGGAGAUCUUCUCAACUCUAGCAAUGUGAUUUGCUGUUUAAGUUUCGACCGUGAUGAGGAGUUUAUUGCUACAGCUGGAGUAUCAAAGAAAAUCAAGAUCUUUGAUUUUGCUGCGCUUGUAGACAAUUCUUUGGAUAUCCAUUAUCCUGUAGUUGAGAUGCCAAACAAAUCUAAGUUGAGCUGUGUUUGCUGGAACAACUACUUUAAGAACUAUCUAGCAUCAACAGAUUAUGAUGGGGUUGUACAGAUGUGGGAUGCAUCUACUGGUCAAGGAUUUUCUCAGUAUGUAGAGCACCAAAGGAGGGCUUGGUCUGUCGACUUUUCUCAAGCUGACCCAAAAAAGUUUUCUAGUGGAAGUGAUGACUUUUCUGUGAAACUGUGGAGCAUCAAUGAGAAAAAAUCAAUAGGCACAAUCUGGAGCCCUGCUAAUGUCUGUUGCGUUCAGUUCUCUGCAUACUCUUCCAAUCUCUUGGUUUUUGGAUCUGCCGAUUACAAGAUCUACGGCUAUGAUCUUCGCCAUACUAGAAUCCCUUGGUGCACUUUACCUGGUCAUGGAAAAGCUGUUAGCUAUGUAAAAUUUGUAGAUGCUGAAACCCUUGUUUCUGCAUCCACGGACAACACUCUGAAGCUUUGGGAUCUUAACCAAGCAAUCUCAACUGGGUUGUCCUCCAAUGCCUGCAGCUUAACUUUUAGUGGUCAUACUAAUCAGAAGAAUUUUGUUGGUUUAUCCGUUUUGGAUGGAUACAUAGCAUGCGGCUCAGAAACUAACGAGGUUUACAGUUAUUACAGAAGUCUACCCAUGCCAAUCACUUCACACAAAUUUGGAUCAAUUGAUCCUGUUUCUGGAAGUGAGGUUGGUGAUUAUAGUGGGCAGUUUGUCUCGAGUGUCUGUUGGAGAAAAAAGUCCAACAUCGUUGUUGCUGCCAACUCAACUGGAACUUUGAAAUUAUUGCAGAUGGUAGAUCAUCACUGUUGAAGUCUUGCCUGCGUUAAGCUCAACGGAUUCCUUGAAUAAAUCGUUCCGCUGCAGAGGACAAACUUUAAAGGUCUAGGAGAGCUCAGAAUCUGAGGCAUGUCCAGAUGAUGUUCUCCGUAUUCUUGGACUCAUCGCCAUUAGCUGGCUUUCUGAACUCAUUCUCAGACUAAUACUACGGCCACAAGGGCUCAUCUGUGGAGGUCUGACAGACCGUCCUCUUGGUGUUCCUGUGUAACCAAAGGCAGAAGACGUCAGUGCACUGGGGCAUAAAAGAAAUAAUCCUGUUUUCUAAUGUCUAAAAAUCACAUUACUCUCCUUUUCUAGUUGUGCGUAAAAGUAAAGGGGAAGUUUCAUGCUAUAAUAAUAGAGUUUGUUCAUUGCCAAUGCAUAUGAUUCUCUGCUAGAAAAUGUAUAACAGGUGCAAGGAUAGUGAAACAGGCAGAAGGUAGAAUCAUAUUAAUAACAUUUGAAACCAUAUUACUUGGUGCAAUCAAUCACAACAUGUGUAUGCUAUAUUCAAAGUACUAA
Messenger RNA from Prunus avium (sweet cherry), 4049 nucleotides. The record is from RefSeq and is a predicted model, not a curated record. Lineage: Eukaryota; Viridiplantae; Streptophyta; Magnoliopsida; Rosales; Rosaceae.